AUGGACACAAAGUCUGUUGGUAUGGGAAAUAUAGACUACUCUUGUCCAGCCAAUGGUGACUGUGAAAUAACAAAGCGACGGAGGAAAGCAUGUCAGGCUUGCCGCUUCCAAAAAUGUCUUUUUGUCGGAAUGCUCAGGGAAGGUGUGAGGUUAGACAGGGUUAGAGGAGGUAGACAAAAGUACAAGAGAUCUCCAGAUUCAUAUCCAUAUGUGCAACAAAUAUUCCCCAUUGUAAAGAAACAAUGUCUUGACAGUUCAUAUAGUGCUAAAGGUUAUGUUUCAGUGGCCGACAACAAAACUCUACAACAGUUGAUACGUAUAGAAGGCCAGCUAGAGAAGUUGUACGCUCGUCCUGACCCCAGUAUGAAGGAUGACGAACACAAGUUCCUCACAAUACUCUCAGAUCUGGCUGACAGGGAGCUAGUUAUCACUAUCAGCUGGGCUAAACAAGUACCAGGUUUCUCUAGUUUAAGUUUAUCAGAUCAAAUGAAUCUCCUGCAACAUUCAUGGCUGGAAAUUAACCUCCUCAACCUUGUCUAUAGAUCAUCACCAUAUCAUGGAGUUCUCAGGAUAGCUGAGGAUUUCAAGCUUACAACAGAACAGGCAGAGAAAUAUGGCUGCUCCAAGGAACUGGACACUUUAACAAGAAAAAUGUGCAAAAAGUUCACCAGCAUGAAUAUUACCAAAGAUGAAUACCUUUUGCUGAAGAGUAUUAUCCUCUUUAAUAUAGACGUAGUUACAGAGAGAAGUGAUGCUGGCAAAUCUUUGCAAGAAAAAUUGCACGAGGCCCUCACAGACUAUGUCAAAUCACGCAGUAACGGAGGACUGAAACGUGUCGGACAGCUGUAUUUACUCCUGCCUGCCAUGACUCAUCUAAAAUUGCUCGCCAAACAGUACUGGUUUGAUGUGAAGAAGAGCGGAAAAAUCAUGAUGCAUAAACUCUUCCUGGAAAUGCUUGAAGCCGAUAGCUGAUAGAGCAUUAUCAUCUAGUGCUGUUGGAAAUUCAUGUUUCAUGUUCAUUGUUGCAUGUCAUCUUGUUAAUGAGAUCGGCACUUCACUUGUACGAGAUCACAACAAUACUGGGAAGGAUCUCACUCAUUACACAAUCAUCAACACAAAACUGUCGCUAGGACACUAAACCUGAGGGAGAUUAGGAUUGUGUGUAUAAUUUAGCUAAAUGUAGUAAUUCCAUUGACCUCGGCUCCCUCUGGUGGCGACGAAACUUACAUUGCUUUCCAUAGAAACUACAAGAAUACAGUCUUAUAGUGUGAUACAUGAGUUCUCAUCAAGGAAUUUUACUAGAGUAGUGUGAUAUAUUUUCAUCAAGGACAAUAUUCAUCAUAUCAUUGUUUCACAGAACCAAAGAUUGCAGGAGUUUUUAUAUGUUUAAAGAUAUCCCGUUUUCUGCUUAAGCCAUCUAUUUUAUUUGUAUCUAGAUAUACCCUACCUAUUUUCCCUUUUAGAAAUUAUUAUGUGCUUUUUAAAUUUCUGAUUCAGAAACUGAUCUAUAUUCCAAUUAUAAUGUUUGUUAAGCCUUUAUUAUUUUAGUUGAUAUUAUGAACCUGAAGUAACUUUGAAAAAGUAAAACACAUGAAGUCUGAAGUUCUUAUUUAACUGGUAAAAAAUUGACUUAAAAAAUAUUUUUUAAUCUUGUUUUACUGGGGGUCAGCCAGUAUUUUGAAAAAGCAAGUCUUAUAUUAGCAAUUCUUCUAGGUAUAUAUCCAUAUUUUUAUUUUUACUGAGGAAUGUUCAUAAGGAACAAACUUACUAGAAAAAUUCUGGUUCCCACACCCCAGUGGUGAAACAAUGUUCACUUUCAAAAAGAGACUGAUAUGAUAUUUCAAUUAAAAUUAAUUAUAACAGGGUAAAUCUAAAUAUUUUUCUGAUAAUUGUUUUUAUUUCUUCACUGUAAAAAGAAGCCAUGUCUAGCUCUAAUGAUGCAGCUACACCUUUCGGGUGUAAACAUUUGUAAUAUAAAAUUUUAGUCAAAUUUACUAUAUAUAUUUAUUUAAUUCAUAAAGAAAAGGCAAACAAGACUGAACAUUGUUUUUUUUAAAAAGUAUAAUUAGGAGUGAACAUAAUAAUAGUUGUAGUCAAUAAAAUAAAAACAGUUGAAAAAAAGCAGUUUAAAACAACAACAACAACAGCAACAACAACAACAACAAACUGAGAAAUGAAAUAAAGAACAGAGUAAAAUAUUUAGGUAAACUUUAUUCACUCUAACAUUACAGUUUAGCUUGGCUUAUACGGUUUGUGGUGAAAUAAAAAAAAAUAUUUUAACCAUUUGAUGAGUACCUUUUAAUUUUGAAGAAAAAUUUUAUGAUAAUAUAUUAAGAAAUAUUUGCUCUAUUUUAAAAAAAGAUGGUAUGCUCCUUUCUCAGAGUCUUUUAAAGAUAUUUGAUAUGAACAAGAUUCAUCUGAAAUUUGUUUAUGUGCUUGAUGACUAGUCAGAACUUUAAAUUAUGAUAAAAUUGUUAAGUUUUUGUAAUCUAUGCAAUUAUUUCCUUAUAAAUUUAGAUAAGUUGUGAAAUAUUCUAAUUUUAGCUCAAAAUACGUUAACAGAAAGUGAAAGUUCUAGAUGUAUCCUAUCACAGGGCAAUACAAAUAUAAAAAAAAGAACUGUUGAUUUAAUACUGAAACAUAACAUGGUAGGCUAUUAACUGAUGAUUGAUACUUGCAUAUGAAAUACUGAAAUUAUAGGGGUUUGUUAUUUUUUUCCUGACAGGAAUUAUUAUCUCUAUUGAUUUUGGCUUUUGCAGUUCAAUAUACAAUUGUAUAUAUAAUGGACCACAUUAUUUAAAGUUUUACAGUAAAAUUGGCAUGGUUGACUGUGAUGUGAGAGCUCUUCAAUUAAAACUCAAUAAAAAUCAAUUAAUAUACAUUUAUAAAAUUACAAUAAAUUUGUUUAUGAUUUUGAUAUUUUUUUUUCUCUUGGUUAUUGGUAUUUCAACUUCAUGCACAUGUUAACCUCACUUUUUAAAAACAUUUCAAGAAAAUGUACAGCAUCAAAUAAGGUAAUUUAUAUGUUUUUAAGGUUGAAGAAAAGAAGAUUUUUUUUCUGUUUUGUUAUUUUUAUUUGAAGAAGUCUUAUUUCUCAGGAAAUUUGCAUACAUUUCAUUUAAUUGAGCUUUUCAGGCUCAUGUUAUAAAAUUAUUUAGUUUAAUGUUUUAAAAUGCAUGGUAAAAUUCUGUUUAUUGUUCAUGAAGAAGAAAAAAUUGGUCUAGAUACUUUUAAUGAAAGGGGAAUAACCAUGAAAAAAUAUGAGAAAAUGUAAAAGCAAGAGUUAUAAAUCUUUGAGACUGGUAACAUAAAAUAUGUUAACAUAAUUUACUUAGCUAUGUUUUGUAAAACCAAUAAAAAGAUGGGUUUUUUUAAUAAUCUAUUGAGAUAAUAAACUUAGAAAUAAUUCUAUAAUUAGAACAUUUUCUUCAUGACACUACCAGAAUAUUGAGGCAUGUUGUCUACAAACAUAUAUUACAGUUGUACAUAGUAUUGUCAACACAGAAUUUUCCCAUUUAGUUUAUACCUCGUCCAAAAAAAAAAAAUUAUGUAUUGUAUAUAUUAUAUAUAAGUAUGGAUGAAAGCUAACAAGGGACGUAAAUGUUGGGAAAUGGUAUGUAACUUGUGCAUAUAAAGCAAGAUACAGAAAUUAAAAAUAUGAUUGAAAAAUGCCAAAAAAAAAAGACAAAAAAUACAUAUAAAAAUAAUAUAAAAAAAAAAAAAAAAGAAAAAAAAAAAAUUAAAAAAAAAAAAAGACAAAAAAAGAAAUAAAAUGGUUUGAAAAAAAUAGCAGGACUCAUGGUUGCCUAAUGCUUUCUUUUUAUUUUUGUUAAUUAAAUUGUAUUUUAUUAACAAUAAUUUAGGUGUUGAAUUCCAUUUAGUGGAUUUUUUUUAAAUAUAAUAGAUUUAUGACAAAACAAAAAAAAAAAUGUUAACAUCUUUACUUGGCUUGAUAUUUUCAGCUUUAGAGAAAAACAAAGAAAAAACAUUUUGCAACCUAGGUUUUGUACUUGUUCAUAUAAAAAUAUUACAAAAAUAUAUGUAAAAAAUACAAAAAAACGGAUAAAAAUAAAAAUCACAAAAAAAAUAAAAAAGCUAUAAAAAAAGAUAAAAAAAAUAUACAAAAUGUUUUAAAAAAAAUACAAAAAAAAAUUUGAGAAACUAGAUCCAACCUCAACAAAAAUAUGAAUAUAUAUUUGCUAUAAAAAUUGUAAAAAAAAAAAAUGGGAAAAAAAGAUAUUCGGACAGGUGGUCAUAAUGUGUAUUUUGUAAUCCAGUUCAUUCCCUCUAUCCAAGACAAAACGGUGUGAUAUAGAUGUUCAUGUGUGUUUACUUCCUUCAUUUGUAUUAACCCAUGUCAUUUCCUGUCGUCGACUCUAAGUUGCGUCACAAGAUGUUUUUUUUUACAUUUUAUAUUUUCUCAUUACAAAUUAUUGAUUUUUUUUUUUUCAAAAAAAAGCAUCAUGUUAUAUAAGAAAUGUGCAUGUAUUUAUUGAAACUUGUGUUACAUUACUGUAUAAAUAGUUAGACUUGCAUUUAUUUACAUAGAAAAUAUUGAAUAACGGUGCAUGUUGUAAAUAAUUUCUGAUUUUGAUUUUUUUUUUUGUUAAUAUUUUUUUUGAAACACAAGUUGUUGUUUCUAGGGGUUUUUUUUAGAGUCUUUUCUUUUAAGGGACUUUAGAUUAGUCUGCGAUUGUUAGUAGAUGAGAUGUUUAGUUUAUGUUUAGUGAUAUAGAGUAUUCAGGUCACAUGUUUCCCUACAUAUUAUUAUACAUGUGUUACUUUAUGUAGCCUACAUAAGCUGUCAAUAAAAAGAAGGAAAAAAAUCAACAACAUUUUUGUUGCCAUGGAGACCACUGAGAUUUGAAAUUUUCUCUCUUUUUUUUGGUUAAGAAUCAUAACUUAAGAGGGUAAAAAAAUUUGAUUGUAGAUGCUGAAAUUUCUGCUUGCAAAUUUAUAAGUGGCUCUAUAUAUUUGUCUUUCUGUAUUGAAACAUUAUAAUUUAUAAGAUGACACUUUUGGUGCUUGACAAUUAUAGAAUUAUGUCAAAUUAGUGUGUUUAGCAAUUUAGCAGAUUUAUCACAUUUUACUAUUGUUAUAAAUAACCCUUAACCUACUGGAUCCAAAAUGAUAAGCCUUUGCCAUCAGCAUAAGGUCAGGCCAGCCAGCACAUAUUAGCAGUCUGGUCAGGCUUUGUUAUGAUGGUUUCAUCUAAUUUAAAUCUUUUCAUCUUGAUACUCCUAAAAUUGAUAAUGGAUUGUUCUAAUAUAUGGGAGCUGGAAGAGUCCAUUUUAGAAAUCCAGUAGGUUACGGGUUGUAUGCUAUGUUGACUACAUAUGUAAUACUGUCUCUCCUGUCCUUGACCUUGCUGUGAUAUAAAAAAUUAUGUUGUGUUCACACAAAAAUAUGACUCAAACAUUUGUAUUGUUAUAUUUCAUCAUGGUUAAAAUUCUCAUACUGAUGUUCAAAUUAUAAUGAUUAUAUUUGUGCCAAGAUUCAUCUCAUUGUUUUUUUUUUUCAGCAGACAAAUGGAGCUAUCAAAGCUAGAUGCAUUUAUUGUUAAAACCUGCUACACUUGACGGUUUUCAAGCUUAACAAUUAACAAAAACAAUAUUUUUCAAAAACUUUAACAAUUUUAUAAUGUCAAAAAUUUACAGCCAACUAGUUGCUGUGUUUUUAUUAAGCUGAUAUAUAAGCCUGUUAUCCAGUUUUAUUGAAGGAAACUCAAUAAAAGAAACGAAAUGGAAAAUGAAGCCAUUUUGCUGGCUUGAUGUACAACUAUUAUAUCUUGUAUGAUGAAUACGAGUUAGAAUAGUUUGGCUUUAAGCUUCCAUCUCACAUGGCAGAGGUAACGUCUCUGGCUAGAUUUUGUUGCUAGUUAAUAUUCAUAUGUUGUUUGAGUUAUAUAUGUGUGUGUAUCAUGCAACAUUAUACAUGUAUAGUGGUGAACAAAUAAUGUACCUUGCCAUAAUUACUGUCGGUUUACCUAUCUCAGCUUAGAUCUCAUCUCACAUAUUUUAAUACUUACAAAAAAUUUGGGCCACUUUUUCGAUAAUUGUUAAUCGUUUAUUCAUGUAUUGAAAUUAUCCUUUGAAAUUGUACUCACUUUUUUCUCAUUUUCUUUACAUAUAAGAUAAUUAUGAUAUAAAAAAAAUUUUUUUUUUUAAUUAGAAAUUUGCCGUAGAUUUAUUUUUAAGUCAUGGAAGAUAUUAUGAUAUAUUAGAUAAUACUUUGAUAAAAAAAGAGAAUUGUUUACCUAGUGAUAGUUAAUCUUGAUUAGUGAAUAAGUAUUGAAACUGCAAAGGUUUCAGAUCAAUAAAGAUGUGCUGUUUAUUGUGUAAUGCGAUUAUGUUAGACAUAUCACUGUGUAGUUUUUGUUAUAAAGUACUUGUGAUCAAUUAAAUAGUGCUAUAUUUUCCAAAUUUUGAUAUUCUUCUCCCAUUGGAUUUAUUGGUUAUAGGUUCUUUACCCAGUACCUAUUUUAUGUUGAUAUAAUGAACAGGGUCAUUCGGAGAUUCUGUAUCUCUUGAACUAAACAUGUAGUGUUAUUUUCAAUCAUGCAAUGGUAUCAAAGAAAAUGAUAUUUUUUUGAGAAAAAGAAUUGAAAGAAAUAUACUUUAUUUACUCAAUUUGUCGCUUAAGUAGAAUCAUAUCUAUUUGAGUUAUUAUAAAAUCACUGUUUUUGUUUUCGUUGUCUUUAUAUAAUGGUCAAUAAUAGCAUCAUCACUAUGUUAAUAGGCAGCAAUAUUACAUCAGUUUGAAAUCUACAGUCUUCUUUAUUUGCCAUAUGGUGUAGUAACUAAUCAUUCCUAAUAUACCCCUAUCCCCAUUCCAGGACACAUCCUCCCCUUGUAUCAGGUUUAAUAUUAUCAAUCCAUACAGUUUUUACACCAGUCUGUCAUCUCUGUCAUGUAAUUGGCUGAAUAUUCAAAUUCAGGAAUUUGAAAUCAACCAAUGAAAGAUAUGGACUGGUUUAAUAGUUGUAUUUUUUUAAUGUUAUGCCGAAAAGUUCACCUCCAUUCCAGAAAGUAGAAUAUCCUCAUUGUUGAACUUGACCCUAGUUUUUACACUUGCUAUGUGAUCACAUUUAGAUAGGCUCAACAUUCUUUUGUUUUACUGAUCUUGUUUCACUAUAACAUAUGUUUUGCAUUUAGUGUUUUUUAUUAAUUCAUGUAUCUUUUUUCAGUUUAAACCAUAUCAUUUUUGUCCUUUUUUUUAAUGAUAGUAAUAAGAGAAAAUAGAAUUGCCACAAUCUUAGUAUUAUACACACUUCCUCAAAAUUAUACGGUACUUGUUAAUUUAGCAGUAUGAGCCAACCUAAAAAUCAUCACCUCAUGUAAAAGCAACUGGUUUUUAUUGUCAGGCAUGUUAUCAAAUUAUUGUCAGACAUAUUAAUAGAUUAUUGUCGAGAAUUCAAAAUGAAAUGAUAUACCUAAAAAUAUAAUUACAUUACAAAAUAACUUGAUUGUAUUGGAUUUUAUUUGAUGUUAAAUGCCAAAUAAUUUAUUACUGAUUUACUGUUUACUGGUGCUAUAGAACAUAUGCAUAUUAUAUUUCCCACCAGAGAAGAAUAAAUUAAAGCAGUAAACAGGGUUCAAAAUUUUCAACCAGUAUUAAGCUGUUAUACAUACAUAUUGUAAGGAAACAAAAUGAAUCGUACAUGUUAAUGAAGAAAAACAGAUUAUGUGAGAAAAGAAUGAUAGAAUAUAUAAUAAUUUUUACAAUUUGAUUUAAUAUUGAACAAUUGUAUUUAAGUUAAUAGAUUAAUAACAACUGAAUUACAAGUUGUCUUGUUAAUGAUAUUUCUUGUUAUUUUGUCCGUCAUUUUGUUACAUUUAAUAUAUAUAUGUUCUUGAUUUUUAUAACAACUUUGUUUCUUAUAAUCUGUCUUAUUAUACAUACAUGUAAGCAGAGUUUAUUUCCAAACAAAUAGUUUUAUCAAACAAACCUCCCAACAAACAUAGGAACAGAUUUUAUUCCCCUUUAGCUAACCUACCCUACCAAUGAUUCAAUAUGAGCUAGAAUUGGCUGGGUUUAAAAUUUACUAAUAUAACUUUUUUUUAGUGUUAACAAUGUAUUUUUGAAUACAUUCAAGUUUUACUACGAAAAUUCAUGUGGCUACCCCAAUGUGAUCUUAAAUAAAAGAAAAGAUUGUUACUAAGGAAAUUUGAACAAUUUUUUUGAGUAUUUAUAUCUUGUAUGUUAAAAGUUUACUGCACUUCACAUUAAAGUGUUUGUGUGUAUGUGUUAUGAAAAUAAUAUAUGAAUAUUUAAAUAUUGUACCAACAGUUACUGUAUGGAUUGUGUAGGGAAUUUUUGUUAUGUGAUAAUGAGAGAGCCAUAUAAAAUGUAUGUUUGUGGUUUUCCAACCAAAAUUAAACUUAACACUGAUUGAUUGCAAUAAAAAAAAAGUGACUGGUAAUUUAGGAAUGAAGAAGGUAGAAAAGUUUAUUUAACGUUAUAGUUUACUUCUGGA
Molecule: messenger RNA, 8476 nt
Organism: Ruditapes philippinarum (Manila clam)
Lineage: Eukaryota; Metazoa; Mollusca; Bivalvia; Venerida; Veneridae
Product: steroid hormone receptor ERR2-like
Exons: 7
Coding region: 1-972 (323 amino acids)
Biological process (GO): regulation of DNA-templated transcription
Molecular function (GO): zinc ion binding; sequence-specific DNA binding; DNA-binding transcription factor activity
Source: RefSeq, a predicted model, not a curated record